AUGCCGGACGAGGAUUUUGUGGAGGUCAAGUUCAGAUUGUACGAUGGAUCAGAUAUGGGUCCUUUCCGAUAUUCACCCACCUCCACCGUUGCUAUCCUCAAGGAGAGAGUUGUAUCCGAGUGGCCUAAAGAUCAAAAAAUUGCACCAAGGUCCGCUGCCGAUGUGAAAUUGAUAAGUGCUGGGAAGGUAUUGGAAAACAACAGGACCCUUGCUCAGUGCAAGAUGCCAUUUGACGAGCUACCAAAUGGAGUUGUCACCAUGCAUGCCGUUGUACAGCCUAUAUAUGUAAAAGCAAAAACAGAGAAGAAGGUCGACAAGGUUCCACAGAAAAACCUGUGUUCAUGUUCAAUAUUGCUCGAUUUUGAACUCUUCGCUAAGAUGGCCAUCCACCCAGCGUGGGGCGAUCCCAUUUUCAUUAAAUCGGAUACUUUCAGGUGA
This is a messenger RNA of Striga hermonthica, 438 nucleotides long. The record is from the annotation of a GenBank genome assembly. NCBI's taxonomy places the organism in Eukaryota, Viridiplantae, Streptophyta, Magnoliopsida, Lamiales, Orobanchaceae.